UUUAUAGUUGUAUUUUUUAUUAAUGUCAUUUUGAACCGCUACUGCUACUUUUAUACUAUUUAUUUAUAGUGUUACAUUUAUAUGUUAAAAUUUCUUAAUAGGAGAUUAGUGAGAUGUACACAACACACACUUCAUCGAAUACAUCUUCUGUGUCAUUAUCAAAGCUACUAAAUCUGGGUUUUUUUGAAACGUUGUACGCUAAAAGUAAUUCGAAUCCAUGUUCAAGAGCAAAUUCACCUAGAAAAGACCCGUGUUCGCCUUGUCCAGCGCCACCUGUAGAUACAUGUGCAGCUGGAGAUGCUCCUUCACCGUCGUCACCACCGAAAUGUGCGUGUAGCGUGCCCGAGACUAAUAAAUCUACUGUUGGAGAUAGGGGAAAAACAGGCGCUGGUGUUACAGGAUCGCGUACGGAGCGUGUUUGCGAGAAGAACCCUGAUAUUCUUCCUGCAGGCGCAACCAACCCGGGUCUGCUACGCUACAUACACAAUGCAGCGCGCUACCGUCUCCCUCAGUGUUUUGAAGGAGGAUGUGUAUCGGUUAAACAGAAAUCUAAAAACAAUUGGGUUUUGGGCCAUUCGUUGUCCUUCAGUUCGGUGUCUCCAGGCGGUUACAAAUUGUUACUUUCUUACGUUGACAAGAACAAACCUAUAGGCAUUCCUUAUUUCGUAAUGGAAGCGGCUCCUGGUGGUCAAAUGAGCUGCGAGAUGCGGGUUGGGCCUAGUCAAGGCACGCGGGCUACUAUUGUGGCCCAAAUUGCCGAUGCAGAAUUGUACAGUUUUGAAAGUAUAUUUGAUACGUACUUCAAUAGUUUUACGGCGUCUAUAAUUGCAGUGAACCGCGAGUUUAUUGCUAUACAUUAUCUACAGGCUAUAACUGAACAGAUAUCUCUUGGAGCGGAAGUGGUAGCUCGAGGGCACGCUGCUGAGCUCAGCUCUGCAUCAGGUGCUGGUCGGUGGGUCGGCGAGGAUCAUUCAGUCAGCGCCACUCUUGGGAAUAGGGGCUUGGAUCUCUGUUAUGCCCGCGUACUUAAACCGUAUCUCACAGUGGCUGCCAUGCUGGAGGUUGGUUUCGCAAUACGCCGCGCCGUAGCCACCCUGGCCUAUGAAUGGCAUACUGACGAGUGGACAGUACGAGGGUCGGCAGACUCGGAUGGGCUCGUGGGGGCCACCCUACAGCGCGCACUUGGAGGGAAGAGAGCCCAGCUUGCAUGUGCCAUCUCAGCUCUUCUUAAUCACCCUAACGAUAAAUUCAGACUUGGGUUUGGAAUAACGGCUGCUAUUAUUUGAAGUAACUAAAUACA
This is a messenger RNA of Achroia grisella, 1300 nucleotides long. RefSeq names its product mitochondrial import receptor subunit TOM40 homolog. Gene Ontology annotation, cellular component: mitochondrial outer membrane translocase complex; mitochondrial outer membrane. NCBI's taxonomy places the organism in Eukaryota, Metazoa, Arthropoda, Insecta, Lepidoptera, Pyralidae. The record is from RefSeq and is a predicted model, not a curated record. The transcript is spliced from 3 exons. Gene Ontology annotation, biological process: protein import into mitochondrial matrix. The coding region runs from base 114 to 1286 and encodes 390 amino acids. Gene Ontology annotation, molecular function: transmembrane protein transporter activity.